AUGAAGUGCGAAGACUUCUCCCACCGUCGAGUGGAAGUCCCAGGUAACCAGCUCUUACGCCCAUCUGGCGGGGAUUUUUUGACCGGUAAACUGCCCUUCACCAGUGCGGAUCCUAAUAGUCGGUUCUUCUACCCUCGUCUCAAAGGUGAGACGGAAGAAGACCUGAAAAACAAAUGUAUCUUCCCUAAUUAUGUGGCUAUCUAUCGACCGGGCGUGUUGAUGGGACCGCGCGAGGAGUCCAGAUUCUUCGAAAGUGUCGCGAAAGUACUACUCAAACCGAUUGCCACCCUGGCUCCGACCUGGAUUACCACUCCGAUCUCCACAUUAGCACAGGCUAUGGUGAACGCACCGUUCAGUUUGCGCUCGGUCAUUCGGGAUGAGGCACGCAAACCUGGCUCCUCCAUUGAACUAGACGAUCUGAAGGCUAUCACUGUGAACAAUACGAUCAUUUUCAAACUGGCCAAUGAACCAGUUCCUUCAGAAGCUCCGACUGGCGGAGAUGUGCUCAAGUGA
Molecule: messenger RNA, 513 nt
Organism: Echinostoma caproni
Lineage: Eukaryota; Metazoa; Platyhelminthes; Trematoda; Plagiorchiida; Echinostomatidae
Source: the annotation of a GenBank genome assembly